AUGAUUGUUACUCCUGUACAUACAAAUUCAAUUAAAAUAUCAUUAGUUCAAACUGGAUGCUGUAAAAGUGAAUUUGAUUCAACAUAUCCUCAACGUCUACAUGGAAUAAUUUCAUUCGAAGAAUUUCGAGAAUCAAUUCAAAAUAUUAAUCAACAAAUCUCUUCUAGGAAACCCAGGCUGUUUGUUAUGUUGAUUUGUAUUUUACUUGUAAUUGCAAGUAUUGUAUUAUUCGUUGUCGGUGGAAUAUUAGCUAAAAAUUCUGGUACAGGUGGAUUUCCUAUAUUAAUUAUCAUUGCAAUGGUAGUUUUUAUUGUUGCAUUCCUACGAUCACCAAAACCAUGUAGUUGGCGAUUGAAUGCUUUUAGAUAUGUUACUGGACGAUAUCGAGGUCACCGACGUGUUGUAGUCAUUUACAGUUUAAUGAUUGAUAUUGGAAAUUCUGUUGUUCCAACAAAUCAAAAUAUACCGUCACAAUACAAUCAAGUAGCUCCUCGACCAGUAUCAACGUUUAAUCAACAGAACGGUAUUCCUCCACCAUACUCUGGUCAACCAGUUGGAAGAUUUUGUUCACAGUGUGGGACACCACGACAAAAUCUUACAGCAAAAUUUUGUCCAUCAUGUGGUCAGGCAUUUUAA
This is a messenger RNA of Adineta steineri, 636 nucleotides long. Lineage: Eukaryota; Metazoa; Rotifera; Eurotatoria; Adinetida; Adinetidae. The record is from the annotation of a GenBank genome assembly.